Messenger RNA from Ceratina calcarata, 2094 nucleotides. RefSeq lists its product as uncharacterized. The record is from RefSeq and is a predicted model, not a curated record. Lineage: Eukaryota; Metazoa; Arthropoda; Insecta; Hymenoptera; Apidae. The transcript is spliced from 6 exons. The coding region runs from base 315 to 947 and encodes 210 amino acids.
ACUGUCCCUCAACGGAUGACCAUGCUAUGAAAAUUCCUCGAAUCUUACAAUACUGAUUUGAGGUCUAACGGUAUCUUUAAUAUACAAGAAUAUACUAGUAGCUUGUCGUGCGCAUGGGUCAAAAAUCCCACGAUGUGCCCAUCACAUCACUAUCAGCGGUAGCGGCUUCAGUUGCGCGUGGCCAUCGCGGGUGCUUACAUGCGUUGUGAUACGUUUCGUCUGUCAGUUACUAUAAACAAACCGUGUGAAUCGUAUUGCGAUCGCGUUUCACCGCGUGUAUCGCUAACAAGCCGGUUCGCGAAUUUCUCGAUUGCAUGGUGACACACAUGAAGGAUUUUAACGCGGUUUCGAAUCCUGCCGGCAUGUCCACGUACGUUCGAAACACUGGCAGUCAUUUGUCUACUUUGACAAGAUUCUUGGGCGUGUGUACUGCGAUUGUUGUGUGCGGCGUUGGCGCGGAUGUGGCGUAUCACGGACACGUCAUUGGGUUUUACGUUACCCUCUGGUUUGAUAUUCUUCUUGGAGAUCACUUGGGCCAUCACCCUGUUCGUGCAAAUCUGCGUCAGGCGAUAUUUUGUUUCAGAAACGACGAGUCUCUUUGUUCGUGCUGUUGGUCGGCGGUACUGGCGAUAACAAGGGGUUGGCGGAGGGCAUUGUUUUAUCUACCGCUAUCCUGCAUUUUGGCAUGGAAACCGCACAGUCUUUGGUUGUCCUACGUCGCUGCUGGACUGUUGGCAGUGCUAUCCCUGCUGCAUAUUACGUCAAGCGCUCUGGAGAACCGCGGCUCCUGCCACAUGAGCAACGCGACGGAUUCGGUGGGCGAAAGUCUCCUCAACACCAGGCCGGAGAAUUAUGACCGCUUCGAGGAAGUUCUGGUGACGGAAGUGCUGGACGACGGGGUGUCGGGACCAACUGGCCGGGUCGCCGAUAGCGACGGGGAAAUAUGACACGAGCGUCAGCCCUCGUGGGCGAGCGAGUCCGACGAGGACAGUGAACCGGAACAAAGGACAUGUCAGAUAGCGACGUUAUCUUAGUCGCGUUGAUGCUGGGGGUGAAACAGGAGAACGUCGCGUCGCCGGUGUCUCUCGUCUCGGGGCCAAAACUCGAGCUUCCUACUCGUACGCGGCGCGUCUUCCUGGAAACGUAAUGCACAUCGAGGGAGGAGGAGGAGGGUCCGCGGGAGGAGAAAAGUUUCGCUGGGACUCUUUGGCGAAAGUUGGAAAGUGUCAAAGGCCCACUCGUUUAAUCGUCGCAUCCUUUGCGAGUUUAAUUCGUUCGCUGCAAUUUUAAAUGUUUCCAAGAUUCUACAAGUGUUUCUUCCAUUAAGAUUUGUUUUACGAAAAUUAGUGCAGUUAUAGAACGAGAAAUGAAUGUUGUUGGUUGCUCGAGUGCAGCGAAACGUGUUAAACUCUUAAAGACCGUGUUUGUGUAGCUGAAAUUUUCUACGAAUCGAUGUAUGCUACUUGGAUUGUCGCGUAGGUGUUAGAUUAGAGAAAGGGGAUGUUUCUGUGAAUCGGCCUUAGAUCGUUUAGAGUUCCUUUCGAUAAGUAUACGUAAACCGGAUGUUGAUUGAAAGAAUGCUGUUUCCGAGAAGUUACAAAUGAAUGUUUCGAUUACGUUUUCAAACUGAUCGAUUGCAAUUUAAUAAUUAGGGGAUCUAACUUUUAUUACGAAUAGUAUAUUAUUUAUAAAUGAAAACGUAAUUGUGGAAACUAUAACUAGACUGCGGAUCUUUGUGCGAAAUAAAAUAUUUGUGGUAUCAAUUUAAAAAAUAUGUCUUGGACGAACAUUUGUUUGAUCAAAUUAAAAUCCGCAGUCUAAUGAUAACAGCUUAUAGAAGGUAGAGUAAGUGUUUAUAUUUAAAUAGCUAUGCAAUUCUUCGGAAUAAACACGUAAUAUCGUAAUUAUUUGUAUUAAAAGUUUUCAUUAUUGACUAAAUGAAAACAACUUAUUUUUGCUAAGUAGUUUAUAGAGAAGUGAAAUUUAUUUAUUUAUGAGUUUUCUCACCGUUACUUCGUUCGUUGAUAACAAGAGAUUGUACUAAGUACGGGAUUAGAAUUUUUAAACGUCGAAUAAAUUUGAAUGGUAUUUAUA